Carassius gibelio (silver crucian carp) is the source of this 1469-nucleotide messenger RNA. It is a transcript of the gene cfap298, whose product is annotated as cilia and flagella associated protein 298. NCBI's taxonomy places the organism in Eukaryota, Metazoa, Chordata, Actinopteri, Cypriniformes, Cyprinidae. Gene Ontology annotation, biological process: regulation of cilium movement. The record is from RefSeq and is a predicted model, not a curated record.
CUGGCCACACUGCUCUAGUUUAGCCGACUGUGAGGAGGUAAAUAAAGUCCCAGGCUGACCUACACGUGAAUUUCUCUGCUGCGACACACCCCCUCGUCCCUCUCUCCACCAAUCCCUAACACGGAUCCCUGUAGCAUACGACAAAUUCAGCAAUUGGGAGAUGGUUCAGUUGUACUUCAAACGAGGAGAUGAUAGUCAGUUUCUCUUCAAUACUACAGUGGAUGUGUCGAUUGAGACAUUGACCCAGCAGGUCUGCGCCAUCUAUAAUGGAAGAUUAAAAGUGGACAGGAUCUGCUCUAUGUUUCAGAAGGAUGAGCUUGGAUGUCGAAAUGGACAUGCUCCGAACAAGAAGAUGAAAGAAGUUUUAAGGAAAACAGUGUAUGAAUCAAAAAAACAAGAGAAAGCAAAUGUAUGCGUUACCUUGGAUUUGGUCAAAGAGGCUUUGGAUCAGUUGCGGGGAGCUGUGAUGAUAGUUUACCCAAUUGGGCUGCCUCCACAUGAUCCAAUAAGGAUGGAGUUUGAAAAUCAAGAGGAUCUAACUGGAACACAGGCCUCAUUACUGGUGAUCCCAGAAGAAGAGGCUCAGCUGUGGUCGGCAUCUAAAGAACUGUAGAGGGGCAAAAAGCUGCAGGAUUAUGUUGGAAAAAAGGAGAAAAUGAAAAUUAUUGCAAAAAGUCAGAAAAGAGGCCAGGGUGCACCAGCUCGAGAGUGUGAAGAGGAUCAAAAAAAGAUGAUGCUGCACUAUUACAAGAAGCAGGAAGAACUAAAAAAACUAGAAGAGGCAGAUGAUGACUCAUAUCUUCAGUCUGAUUGGUCGGACAGACAGGCCCUAAAAAGACAGUUCCAGGGACUCACAAAUAUCAAAUGGGGCCCAAGAUAGAUGAACAAAGAAAAUCACAGCUGAUCUACAGCUGCUCUCAAUUUGACAAAUACACUACUGCUCUAUACACUACUGCUGCUGUUUUUAUGCCAUUUGGUGCAUUCGUUACAUAUGAAAGGUAUUUAUGUGACAGUUUGCAAAUGCAAAGCGUGAGACGUCAGAUUUCCCUGCUCUUCAUUGGCAGAAGGAUGCAACACCUUUCUUCUCCUCUAUUUGUCUGUGCCUCUGCCAGUUACUCAGUAUAAACCUGAUGCUGUUUAAACACAGGAUGUCGGUGUGCAGCUCCUAGGAUGACUGUUACACCGCAGAGUUCAUUUGGAGAGAGUUGAGAAGGAAUUCCAGAACAUUUUGGAAUCCUUAAGGCAAAAUCGAGGUUACAGUAUCGGGAGGUGUGGUUUCACUGGAAAAGUUGGGUGCGAUGUCGUGUAAUUAAAGUACUUUCUGUUUGUGUUCAUUUUAUUUCCAUUCUAUGAUUUAAUCUUUAAAUACAUUUAAUGUAACAUUUUUAACAGUCUUCUCAAUUUGAAUUGAUUUCAAUACCACAUAUAUUAUUCAUCCAGUGUUUAAUAAAGAAAUAAUUUAUGAAAUA